AUGGGGACAGGUCCUCAUCUGAAGGAGAGUCAGAAAGACUUCCUUGAAGAAGCAAAGCUUAAAAGUACAUGGACGGGGGUGGCCAUGAGGUCCUGCCCUGAAGAGCACUACUGGGAUCACCUGUUGAUCACCUGUGUUUCCUGCAAACCCAUCUGCAGCCGCCGGAGCCAGCGCAUCUGUGCAGCCUUCUGUAAGUCAUUCGGUUGCCACAAGGAGCCAGGCAAAUACUAUGACCAUCUCCUAAAUGAUUGCAUAAGCUGUGCUUCCAUCUGUGGACAACAUCCCAAGCAAUGUGCGUACUUCUGUGAGAACAAGCUCAAGGGACGAAGUCAAGUGAACCUCUCUCCAGAGCUCCAGAGGCAGAGGACUGGGGAGGCUGGAGCCAAGCCGAACAACUCGGGAAGGUACCAGGGACCAGAGCCCAGAGGCUUGGAGGCAGGUUCAACUCCCCAAGGACUGAAGCUCAGUGGAAGCCAGUUGGCACUAGUCUACACCGCGCUAGGGCUCUGCUUGUGUGCUGCCAUCUGCUGCUUCCUUGUGGCUGUGGCCUGCUUCCUCAAGAGGAGGGGGCGUCAGUGCUCCUGCCAGCUGCCCCCAGAACCUCAAGCCGAACCCCUCCAGGAUCACUUGAUGGAAGCUGGAAGUGUUGGGGGCAGGAUGCCGGAUCCAGUGGAAAUGUGCAGCUUUUGCUUCCCAGAGCAGAGGACGCCCAGUGAGGAGAGCUCUGGGGGCUUUAGGGGGCAGGGCCUGGCCCACACACAGAGUUGCCGGCUCCUACCUGGGACCUCCUCUAUGCAGCCUUCCUCCAGUGCCGAGGACAGGGAGGACAGUGGCCUCAAGAUCAUAUGUGCGCCUUCCCAGGAAAGGGGUCUUACCACCUAG
Molecule: messenger RNA, 882 nt
Organism: Chrysochloris asiatica (Cape golden mole)
Lineage: Eukaryota; Metazoa; Chordata; Mammalia; Afrosoricida; Chrysochloridae
Product: tumor necrosis factor receptor superfamily member 13B-like
Exons: 5
Coding region: 1-882 (293 amino acids)
Cellular component (GO): plasma membrane
Source: RefSeq, a predicted model, not a curated record